Molecule: messenger RNA, 1993 nt
Organism: Solea senegalensis (Senegalese sole)
Lineage: Eukaryota; Metazoa; Chordata; Actinopteri; Pleuronectiformes; Soleidae
Product: DOMON domain-containing protein FRRS1L
Exons: 5
Coding region: 360-1217 (285 amino acids)
Biological process (GO): regulation of glutamate receptor signaling pathway
Source: RefSeq, a predicted model, not a curated record
CAGUUUAUCAUACCUCCCCUAACAUAUAUCACAUCUGAGAUUAAUGGGCACCGACAGGCCUCCAGAUUGGGAUUAUGGAGAGGAUUAUGAGUGUGCGUGGCUGAAUUAGAUGUUAAAGUCAACAAUCUGGCUAAUUUCAGCUCGGAUUAGCCUUUUAAUCGCACGGUGCUCGCCGCUGAAUCCCCCCAACAUCCGUGCCAGUGAAACGCCGAAGAGGCAGUGAGGAUGCGGAGAUGAUUCCUGUGACGCUCCGAUGGAAACCUGCGAAGAUUCCGGAGUGGAAACAAAAAUGACGAUCACAUUUGUUGCCAGGUUGGUUUUGUAGUCGUAUGUCGUCGCCUGUUUAAAACUCGUUGGCCAUGAUUUUUCUGCGGAGGCUGGUGCAGCUGCUGGCGCUGCUCGUCCACAGCGGAUGGUGGGGGGUCGCGCCGAACCCCACCGACGAGGGAGCACUCAGGGCCGGGCACGGCGAGCACGGAGAGCCGGGACACCAGGAGCCACACAAGGACUCUUACAGCACAUUCGCCUCCGAGUUCCUCGAGUCCAGAUAUUUGUCUGAUGAUGGUUUCACAGGUUAUCCGUUCCCCACGGCUCCUCCAGUGGAUCCCUUUGCCAAGAUCAAAGUCAUCGACUGUGGAGUAACCAAAGGCUGCAUAAGGUAUGGGAAGCCCGGCUGUGAUGCAGAGACGUGUGACUACUUUCUCAGUUAUCGUCGUAUUGGUACAGACGUGGAGUAUGAAAUGAGUGCAGACACUGAUGGCUGGGUGGCUGUAGGAUUUUCCUCAGACAAGAAAAUGGGAGGAGACGACGUCAUGGGCUGCGUUCAUGACGACAACGGUCGCGUGAGGAUCCAUCACUUCUACAACGUGGGCCAGUGGGCCAAGGAGAUCAAGAGGAACCCGGCCAGAGAUGAAGAGGGCGUCUUUGAGAACAACCGGGUGACCUGCCGUUUCAAAAGGCCGCUGUAUGUCCCCAGAGAGGAAACACUUGUGGAUUUACACCUGUCAUGGUAUUACCUGUUUGCGUGGGGUCCGGCCAUUCAAGGCUCCAUCACAAGGCACGACAUUGACAGUCCACCGGUCAGCGACCACAUGAUCAGUAUCUAUAAAUAUGAGGACCUCUUCAUGCCUUCUGCAGUUUACCAGACCUUCAACUCUCCCCUCUGCUUACUGCUCAUUGUAGCGCUUACCUUCUACCUGCUCAUGGGGACACCAUGAUGAAGCACAGCAGAGCACAGCGUGGACAGAGAGAGAGACACUAGAGAAGAUAAAGAAGCAAUAAAAAACAAGUUUACAUUUUGUUGGAUGCCACAGUCAUGUAUUCUACUUUACUCACAGUGUUAAACGCAUUAAAUAUGUCAGAGAAGGACACUGUAUAUCCAUCAGUCUGAACUCUGAAGACUUUCCUAGAAAAUAGUUAUAAGAGGUCUGAUAAAAGAGUAGUGUUAAAGUAUAAAUAGGAAGAAUAUUUUAAGUAUUUAUGAUAGCAUUCAAGUAUUAUAAAAUAUGAGGAAUACACAUGCCAUGAAAUAAAUUUCACAAGUCUUCGAAAAAUACUGCAUGCACUGGAAAAUCUGGGAUUGGUUUGCUCCUGUUCCCUGCUGAUGAGACGGCGGUGCCUCGUCACGAACUUGGCUACAACACAAAGGUUUCCUGAGGAUAAAUGGAAGCAAACAGUGGACGGCCAUUUCACACACUCUGCCUGCUCUUUCAGUCACGCUUAGAAAAGAAAAGAUGGGUUAUUUGGUGGCUGGUGCAAACAAAAUAUAACUUCCAUGGUUCUGAGGAACUGCAGACUGAGUGCAUUUACUAUACAAAAGGUUUUUGUUUGUUUUUUUUGACCCAUGUUUAACGCACAACUUUGUCCCGGCAGUGACUGUUGGGUUUUUCACCAAACAGGAACAAAUUGUGGAUUUAAGAGUAUUUUGUUUUGGGCAUGGACUCCCCCCAUAUUACUGUAGCCUUUUGAUCAUUAUUAAAAUGACUGAAUAUAA